Messenger RNA from Zeugodacus cucurbitae (melon fly), 1245 nucleotides. RefSeq lists its product as uncharacterized. The record is from RefSeq and is a predicted model, not a curated record. Lineage: Eukaryota; Metazoa; Arthropoda; Insecta; Diptera; Tephritidae. The coding region runs from base 1 to 1245 and encodes 414 amino acids. The transcript has a single exon.
AUGUCGGCAUUAAAUUUGCGUACAUCAGCGCGUACAUCUAUUUUGUGCAUAUGGACACAAAUCCAAUCGGAGAGCUACAAUCCAGACUGUGUCGAAAGUGAACAGCUCUUAUGUAGCGCUCGCCAACAUUUCACUCGUUUCAUGGACAAUCAUUUUGCACUCGUCUCCAGCGCACAUGAAGGUGAAAUGGUAGAUCACGACGAUCUCCUAGCUUCAACGGAGGAGACGUUUAACAACAUUUGCAUCAGAUUAAAGCGUAAGAUGUCAACGUAUAGUGAGAUUCCCAACCAGGUGUACAGUCAAGCACCAGACAUGCGGUUGGACCCCGUUUCAAUUCCAAGCUUCGAUGGACAACCCGCAAAUUGGUUGGCGUUCAAGGAUAUGUUCGAGACCCUUGUACACAACAGAAGUGAUUUGCAGCCCACAUAUAAACUCGGAAAAUUACGGCAAUAUGUGAAGGCGGAAAACGUUCCGUUAGUAGGUGGCUUAUACACAGGUGGGUAUGAAGAAGUUUGGGCUCAGCUCAAACAACGUUACGACAAUCCACGUGCUCUUUCCGAGCACCAUGUUCAGCAUAUGUUAGACUUACCGUACCAGCCAGCAGAGUCUAGAGAUACGCUGAUAAACUUCGUGGACUGUGUUCGUAAUUCAUUCAGAGCGCUUGAAAUGAUGAACGUACCAGUGAAACAAUGGGAUGCCCUAGCCGUACCAUUGCUACUACCGAAACUACCAGUGGUUACCCGUACAGAGUGGGGAAUGAGUCUACAAACCAAUGACAUCCCGAAGAUGGAAGACGUAAUAAUGUUCGUGGAACGGCGCGCAGCUAACCUGCCAGUUACUGCGAAUACUCACAGCAAAGGCGUAUCAACUAGAAUCGUGAAGGCGCAUUUGACAACAAACAGCGGAAGAAUGCCUCACUCGCCAGCAUCUUUAGAUAUGACAACUUGUCCGUCUUGUAAUGAGAAUCAUCGUAUUGUACGGUGCUAUAAAUUUCGCAAUCUUGAAGUAGAGAAACGUUGGGAGCUGGUGAAGCACGCAUCUUUAUGGUUUAAUUGCCUCAGACCUGGUCAUUGCGCUCGCGACUGUUCAUCUGGGCCAUGUUUCAAUUGUCAGCAGAAACAUAAUACCCUCUUAUGCAGAAGGUCACAGCAGAAGGACAUCGUGGGUACCCAUACCAGAUACACACCUGGUACGUCAGCUACGGUGCCAAUGGUGGCGCCUAAAGUACUUCCUCCACAACAAUGA